AAAGCUGAUUCACCAUUUCCCUUUGUUUUUUAACUUCUCUCCAGAGUAGCUCACUUCAUCCCAGACAUCAUGCCUCUUGUGUCCAGUGACCAGUUUCGAAUCAAACCGAUGGUUACCAACACCAGACUUAUACUGGGAGUACUGGCCAAGUGCGGCAGUGUGAGAGUAGACUCAGUGGAGGACUUCGCCUACGGAUCAGAGAUUCUCAUCAACACCAUGGACAAGGUGUGCAGCCGCCCUGCACUGCAGGGGGAGGAGGCAGCCAGGAGGGCUGAGAGGCUGCGGGGUGACGCAGCCUACAGUCUGCUGUGGUACAACUGUGAGCACUUUGUCAUGUACUGUCGAUACGGCACCGCCAUGAGCUUCCAGACGUUUCAGGUGACACUCAAUGGCAGAUAUUAG
Messenger RNA from Monopterus albus (swamp eel), 402 nucleotides. Its product is annotated as lecithin retinol acyltransferase-like. NCBI's taxonomy places the organism in Eukaryota, Metazoa, Chordata, Actinopteri, Synbranchiformes, Synbranchidae. The transcript is spliced from 3 exons. The record is from RefSeq and is a predicted model, not a curated record. Gene Ontology annotation, biological process: vitamin A metabolic process; retinol metabolic process. Gene Ontology annotation, molecular function: phosphatidylcholine-retinol O-acyltransferase activity. Bases 70 to 402 code for a protein of 110 amino acids. Gene Ontology annotation, cellular component: rough endoplasmic reticulum.